Messenger RNA from Linnemannia hyalina, 1998 nucleotides. The record is from the annotation of a GenBank genome assembly. NCBI's taxonomy places the organism in Eukaryota, Fungi, Mortierellomycota, Mortierellomycetes, Mortierellales, Mortierellaceae.
AUGUCGAUGCUGACUACAAGGGCCUGCAGACUCGUCCUCAGACGGACACUUGUCUCCCACCGUGGACUCGCAACUACCACCAACACUAUCGUCCCCCCUCCCUCUUCCACUUCUACCGACUCUUCUUCCUCGUCCACCAACAACAACCAGUCCGCCUCAACCACCACUUCUCCUUCCACCUCCACCAAGACUGCCACCGACAAAACAAAGAAAAAGCACAUCGUCUUUGGAAACCGCGGCCCGUCCCUCCAAGACUUUCUCAAUUCAACCACCACCUCCCCCUCCUCAAAACCCGCACUCGACCCCACAACAACAACGCCCCUCGACAUUCCCUACCUCUCCAUGAAAGGCCGCCAACUCGGACAAGGAUCGAAAUACUUUGUAGAAGUCUACGGCUGCCAAAUGAACGUCAACGAUACCGAGAUCCUGAUGGCCAUCAUGAACGGGGCCGGGUACACCAAAGCCGACGAUCAUGAGGAUGCAGAUAUCGUGUUUCUGGUGACUUGUGCGAUUCGGGAGAAUGCCGAGACGAGGAUUUGGAACCGAUUGGCGGAUUUGAAGAGGAAAAGGUUGGGGCCUUUGAAGGAUCGUGCGCCGCUUGUUGGUGUCCUUGGCUGCAUGGCGGAGAGACUGAAGGACAAGUUACUGGACUCAGACAAGAUGGUCGACUUAGUCUGUGGACCAGACGCAUACAGAUCCAUCCCGCACCUCCUUUCCAUCUCUGAAACCACCCGUCAGGGCGUCGCAAACGUCAUGCUCUCUGCCGACGAAACCUAUGCCGACAUUGUCCCACUCCGCAUCUCCCCCGAAUCCUUCUCGGCCCACUUGUCGAUCAUGCGUGGAUGCAACAAUAUGUGUUCCUUCUGUGUAGUGCCAUUCACGAGAGGCAAUGAGAGGUCAAGGGAUGUGGAGAGUAUUCUGAAGGAAGUCAAGCAGUUGAGUGAUCAGGGGGUCAAGGAUCUGACGCUGUUGGGCCAGAAUGUGAAUUCGUAUCGGGAUACGAGUAAGGAUGGAGUUGAGCUUUCGGAGGGCGUAGGCGCAGAACUGAGUAACCCUGGGUUCAAUACGAUCUACAAGCGCAAGGAUGGUGGCAUGCGGUUCACAGAGUUGCUGGACAAAGUUUCGUUGAUCGACCCGGAGAUGCGGAUCCGGUUCACGUCCCCACAUCCAAAGGAUUUCCCGACAGCGCUGUUGCACCUCAUGGCAUCCCGUCCCAAUAUCUGUUCUCAGAUCCAUAUGCCCGCCCAGUCUGGGUCUACAACCGUCCUCUCCAAGAUGCGACGCGGCUACUCUCGCGAGGCGUACUUUGAACUCGUCGACAACAUCCGAACCAUUGUUCCUGGCGUUGCGCUCUCUUCGGAUUUCAUUACGGGAUUCUGUGGCGAGACGGAUGAAGACCAUAAGGACACCAUGGACCUAAUGCGCAGGGUUGAGUACGAGAUGGCGUACAUGUUCAUGUACUCUCGUCGUGAGGGGACACAUGCGGGCCGCAGACUGCAGGAUGAUGUCCCUGAGGAUGUCAAACUGAGGCGGUUGCAGGAUAUCAUUGGAAUCUUCCACAAGGGUGCCGAGAACCGGUUCCGUGCACGUGUGGGGCUCCCUGCUGGAGAGUGUGUGCUUGUCGAGGGACGGAGUCGGAGGGACAAGAGUCGGUGGAUUGGUCGUGCAGAUGGAGGGUUCAAGAUUGUGUUUGAUGAUGACUUGAUCCUCCCCACUAUUGAGUCCUCCUUGACUUCUGGGGGUGUAGGUGGAGGAGAGAAGGGACGGGUCCAGAUCAAAUUGGGGGAUUAUGUCCAGGUGGUCACGACAAGUGCGACUAGCACGUCAUUCCAGGGUAAGGCUGUUGCUCGGACGUCUUUGACAGAGUUCAGUCGCUUCCAGUCUUUGCUCAACCAAGGGUCUGUUGGUCGUAUGUCUUCCGGAUUUGGCGUCGCCCUGCCACCUGUCGCUUCGCAGCUCGGACUUGGUGGCCAUGCUACCUUGAACAUCUCUCCUUAG